Messenger RNA from Coccinella septempunctata (seven-spotted ladybird), 936 nucleotides. RefSeq lists its product as uncharacterized. Lineage: Eukaryota; Metazoa; Arthropoda; Insecta; Coleoptera; Coccinellidae. The record is from RefSeq and is a predicted model, not a curated record. The coding region runs from base 1 to 936 and encodes 311 amino acids. The transcript has a single exon.
AUGCCUGAUUGCGAUACAUGUACGGGAAGCAUCUCUUCUAGAUCCCCGGGAUUGAAAUGCAGUGGUUGCGGGAAAUUUUUUCAUGCCAAAUGCGUGAACCUUUCUAAAGGUGACGUUCCUCGCUUUCAAAUGCCUGGGGUUUCUUGGAACUGCGGUGGAUGCAGGAGCGGGGGAGAUGUGCAUAAGCGGCGAUCGCUCGCCUUUCCUGUGCAUAAUGUUGUGGAGGCCUCCCCAGACUCGCUCAGCGUGCUGCAGAAUAUUCAAUCAGAAAUGAAGUCCCUUGUUGCUAAAUAUGAAACUCUUCUUGAAUCCGUCAACUUCUGUAGUGACUCCGUCUCUUCGUUUGAGCGCAGCAUGUCUGCGAUUGAUCGAAUGAUGGUCGAUAUGGAGCGGAUAACCAGAGAAAAUAUGCAGCUGAAAUCUACCGUGAAGGAUUUACAGGAGCGCAUGGAGGUAUUGGAGCAACAGAGUAGAGUCAACAACUUGGAGAUCUGUGGUGUUCCCGAGAAGGCCAAUGAGAACGUUUCUCAUAUCAUUUCUAGGGUUGCAGAGGUUAUUGGUUGUCCCAUUAACUCAUCCGAUGUGGAUAGUUUUUACAGAGUCCCAACAUUUGACAUUUCUAGACCAAAGCCUAUCGUGGUUAAGUUCACAUCGAAACAGAAGCGGGAUGAUUUUCUCGGAGCAUCUAAGACCAAACGUCGUCAGUCACUGCAACCUAACAAGGGCUUGAAGAUUGAGAAUAUCUCUGAUAAUUUAUAUAUUAAUGAACACUUGACUCCAAAAAACAAGAAACUUCUGAAAAAGACCAAAGAGGUCACACGCAGCAAAAACUAUAAGUUUGCUUGGACACGCAAUGGUUUCAUCUUCGUUAGAAAGGAUGAUAGGUCGAGGGUCGUUAGGGUCUCUAGUGAAGAGGAUCUAUCUAAGAUCGUAUAA